This is a messenger RNA of Siniperca chuatsi (mandarin fish), 2541 nucleotides long. RefSeq names its product essential meiotic structure-specific endonuclease 1 (gene eme1). Gene Ontology annotation, biological process: resolution of meiotic recombination intermediates; mitotic intra-S DNA damage checkpoint signaling; double-strand break repair. Gene Ontology annotation, molecular function: nuclease activity; DNA binding. Bases 588 to 2330 code for a protein of 580 amino acids. Lineage: Eukaryota; Metazoa; Chordata; Actinopteri; Centrarchiformes; Sinipercidae. The record is from RefSeq and is a predicted model, not a curated record. Gene Ontology annotation, cellular component: nucleus; Holliday junction resolvase complex. The transcript is spliced from 9 exons.
CACGCGUUCACCAUUAGCUCCCAUUUCGCCCAUAGUUCCCAUUCUCUAUUGUGGCUAAAUACCAUCAAAAGUAACACUUAUGUCAGCGUCAUAAAAAAAGACUACACACAAUAUUUUAAAUGCCUCGAGAUUUGUAGGCGGGCCAGGAUGACAUAUUCAACAAGAAAAUAUGAUAAUGAGAUUAUGACUAUAAAAUGCCAUGUUGCAGUACACAGACACAUGUAAUUUAAUUCAUUGUUAAUGGUUAACAUUACUUUUAAGUUUCUAUUAAAAAAAACCCUCAAAUAUGUCACUUACGCAAUGCGUUUGUGUUAAAUGUUAACAGACUGGCCGUUGGAAACGCAAGUUUAGGGUCGUUCCAUAAACGUGAAUGCAACCUUACCUUGCAACCCGGGGAAAUCAAAUGAGCUCUCAUGCAACAGAAAGACAAAACUUAACGUGUGAUUUCUGAAUGAAGCUUGGUGGCCUGUGUGUUACCAGAAGAAAAGGCACUUCUGGGACUAAGAAUGGCCGGUUCCUUGGUGAUCCCAUAAUAAUUCUGGUCUCAUAUCUCAUGUACAGUAACUUUUGCUUGGACAUGAAGGAACAUGGGGAGCUACAGUGACUCCACCAGUGACCUAGACGAGGAGUUGCCUGUGUUUGACUUCCUCCAGCCGGGUCGACGCCUCAGCCAAGCCGACCAGAGCCACACAGAGAAACCAGACCUGGUCUCCCCAGCAAAGGGCAACGCGGGCACAUGUACAGGAACGGCUGAUGUAAUGAUGAUCAGCAGCGAAUCUGAUGACGAUGCACCGUAUGUCCCUCUGGCACAGAGACUCAAACAGAGACAAGACAAUACGAUUAGUGCCUCCUCCGCUGUCACUAAUGGGAAAGAUGCUGAGCAGUAUUCACCAUCCAAUCUGGCCACUUCACAGCAAUCUUGCCAGAAUGGGUAUUCAGAGUCAGAGCGUCCGCUCAGCUUCCAUCAGGUGAGAACAGUGAGCCACGGGGUCUCACGUGGCUCAGAGGAGGUGGCGGCGGCUCUCCCUCAGCGAUCUCUGAAGCCUCUCUCCGGUGCAGGAAGCACCGACACCUCUCCUGCCAAGAAGAAACCUGCCAAGCGGACGGCGGAGGAGAGCCAGGCCUCCAGGGAGGAGGUUCUGUGGAGGAGGCAGGCCAGGGAGAGACAGCAGAGGGGCAAGGAGGCAGUGAGGCAGGAACAAGAGAGACAGAAAGCAGAGAGGAAAGCUCUGGCAGAGGCUGCCAAGGCCCUUAGGCCAGAGGAGUGUAUCAAGCACAUGGUGGUGGCUGUGGACCCAGCUCUCUUACAGCUGGAAGGAGGCGGGACUCUGCUGGCGUCGGUGCAGGCUCUGGGUUGUAGCUGUGCCAUAGAGAAACAGCCCCUCUCACGCAGUGUCAGCUGGAUGAGGAGGGCUCCCUGUGCACAGCCAGAUGAUGGAGUGUGUGUUCCAGAGGCCCAUGUUGUGAUGCAGAUGACAGUUGAUGAUGUCAUCACUCUGAUCCACAGCUACAUCCAGGAAGUGAGGCAUGGUAGGCCUGGCUCUGGUCCCACUCUGACGUCCUGGGUGCAGGAGCAGCAGAGGCGUCACCCCAGCAAGAUCCUCAGCCUGGUGGUCAUCGACCUGGAGAAAUACUUCAGAUCCCAGAAGUCACAAUGCCAGAAGAGGUUUCGAGAGGCAGUGGCGGGUGAGGAGCAAGCGGGAGGAAAAGUGAAGAAGAGAAGGAAGAACGGUGGAGCUGAGGCGCUACCUGAGGUGUCACGAGUUGAAGUAGAGGAGGCAGUGGUGCACCUCCAGCUUCACACUGGUGUCUCGGUGUGCUUCUUGUCGACCUGGAAGGACUUCUCAGAUCACAUCGCCAUGACAACCAGAGCAGUUGCAGAAGCCCCUUUCAAGCGAGAGCGGGAGAAGACAGGCUUCUCUUUCUACCUGGAGAGUGAGUGGGCGGGGGGGCAGCGGGUGGAUAAAGCUGGGAAGGGGCUGCUGCAGGUGUGGAGGAGACAGAUCCAGCAGUUGAACAGAGUCAGUCCAGACAUGGCCUCAACCAUCCUGGCAGCUUAUCCUUCCCCACAGCUGCUCAUGAAGGUACACCCCCUGCUUACACAGAGCCGCCCAGUUUCACUGUCUCUGCACCUGUCACAGUUUUACCACAGCGCUUACAAUCUGUGCAAGACUGACCGCGAGAAGAUCUCCCUCUUGUCUGACCUUCAGAUCCGCAGAGGUGAAGGCGUCACGUCCACGACUCGACGGCUCGGUCCGGAGCUUUCCAAGCGCCUCUUCCUCAUGAUGACCUCCUGUGAUCCCGAGCACACUCUGGACUCCACCGCCUGACCUUUGACAUCUGAUUGUUUCUAAUCUUGUGGAUUGUGGCAGUUUCUGUUCACAACAUUGAAUUUGAUACUAUAUAGUUAGAAUUCUGUUUUUAUGUUAAUGUAUAUAUUAAAGUUUUAUGAAAGUGCCAUUUUUUUAAGAUUACUAUCAUUAAGUAAUUAUUUCUAAGAAAUGUCAUUUACAAUUAUUAAAUGGAAAUUCUCACAUUUUU